AUGAUAAGUUACCAUGUGGUAAGUUCUCCUCAUUAUCAGCAACCCUCUUCAGGAAGAAAUGUAGAGGAGGCUUCUUUUAAUUUAGGGAUUGAAGUUGGUGCCAUUCUUCUCCUUGCAAAGAGCAAAUAUGAAUUUGAUAGGACAAUGCAGCUGUGGAUGCAAAUGGACACACUGCUUAAAAAUAUUAUAGACAAAGUGCAAAGGAACGAUGUUGGAUCUAGUUCUCCCAAGAAAGACAAUUGUCUUGCCUAUCCCACAUCAAAUUUUGACGACGGCACAAAGAAUCAUCUUCCUGUUAAAAUUGGAAAGCCAUCUAAAGAUUCAGCAGAGACACAGUUUGCCAUGAAAUGUAAUCAAGAAUCCAAUUUCGGUUCGACAUCCAAGAGUUCGACAAGUGUUGGAAGAGAUGAGAUGGAAGCUGAACUUGAAGCUGAGUUGGAACUUCUGCAACUCAGAUUGGAUGCUGAAAGUUCAGGGCAACAGAGCAUUGAGGUAUGUAAGAUGGUUGUUGAGGACAUUGCACCACUUGCAAGAAGCUUUGAUGCAUGUUCUGUGAAAGAGUAUGACACUCAACAAGCAUACAGCAAGGAGAGCCAUGGAGUUUGUCCUAAUGAACUAGAGAGAAAAUUGCACGAGCUUCUCGAAAGAAGGCAGCAAGAGCAAAUUGCAGAAAUAGAAUCUGCAUUGGAAUGUGCAAAGCGCGAGGUUAGCAAGAAGGAAAUGGAGGUUCGUCAGUGGCAAGGAAAAUGCAUUACCCCUUUUGCAGGACAGACUGGAAGUGAAAUGUUCUCAAGGUGAGAAUCUUCACGACACACUGCCAAUAUUGUCCCACAUGAAAAGUGGCGUGGAUCUUGCACGAUUAAUCCCAUUGGAAUGUGCAUAUGAAGAUCAUCCUCACAUUAAUCUCUACCUCUGUAGCUAGCUUAAUUUGUGGUAGUAGUAAGAAGCUGAUAUCCCAUAUUUGUGUGUACAGUCCUUGUCCACCCUUUAAGAGAUUCUAUUGUAGUCA
This is a messenger RNA of Magnolia sinica, 1009 nucleotides long. Its product is annotated as protein POLAR LOCALIZATION DURING ASYMMETRIC DIVISION AND REDISTRIBUTION-like. The transcript has 2 exons. Gene Ontology annotation, biological process: asymmetric cell division. The coding region runs from base 1 to 798 and encodes 265 amino acids. NCBI's taxonomy places the organism in Eukaryota, Viridiplantae, Streptophyta, Magnoliopsida, Magnoliales, Magnoliaceae. The record is from RefSeq and is a predicted model, not a curated record.